Oryza brachyantha (malo sina) is the source of this 5508-nucleotide messenger RNA. RefSeq names its product DNA-directed RNA polymerases IV and V subunit 2-like. Gene Ontology annotation, molecular function: ribonucleoside binding; DNA-directed RNA polymerase activity; DNA binding. Gene Ontology annotation, biological process: DNA-templated transcription. The record is from RefSeq and is a predicted model, not a curated record. Bases 123 to 3875 code for a protein of 1250 amino acids. The transcript is spliced from 8 exons. Gene Ontology annotation, cellular component: RNA polymerase II, core complex. NCBI's taxonomy places the organism in Eukaryota, Viridiplantae, Streptophyta, Magnoliopsida, Poales, Poaceae.
CCUCUUCACCCACCCUUCUCGGCAGCGUCGCGCUCACCCAACGCCGCCGGAAUCGCCGCCUCCGUCGACCGGGGUUUCGCUCCCCGGCCGCCUCUCUCGGUCAGGCUAUUCCCUAGAAGUGCAUGGAAGAGCCACCAAAGGACAAUGGGCAAUCGUCCGGUGGUGCUGAUCCUGAGAUGGAACCCAUGAUACUGGAUGAUGGUAUAGAAGGAAUAUCCCAUAGCAUGGAUGAUGCAAAUGGACAUUCCUCUAUGGAUGUUGACAGAGGACUCCAUUCUGUGGAUAUUAUGGGAUCAUCCAUGGGUGAUGAUGGUAAAGGGAAGCACAACUCACAUGCACAAAUUCCAAUUGACAUGAGUAUUCCAAGCCUAGAGAAAUUCUGCAAAGAAGCAUCAAGGUCCUUCUUUGAUGAGAUUGGUCUAAUCAGCCAUCAGAUAAAUUCUUAUAAUGAUUUUGUCGCAUACGGGCUCCAGGAACUUUUUGAUUCUCUUGGGGAAGUGACUGUGGAGCCUAGUUAUGAUCCUUCAAAUAGAGGACCAGGUGGUUGGAGACAUGCUAUCAUCAAGUUUGGAAGAGUGAAACUAGAAGAACCAGUAUUUUGGGCUCAUGGAUAUGAUAUUGAUGAAGAAUCACUCAAACUGAAGCCAAGGCACGCUCGCCUACAGAAUAUGACAUAUUCUUCCAAAAUGAAGGUGGAAGUUCAUAUCCAGGUUUACUCUAUGGAGAAGAGUGACAAGGCUAAAACAGGGAAUGAUAAAUUCAGUUACAAGAAAGACAUUAUUAACGAAACUCACUAUAUAAAUUUUGGCCGCCUUCCAGUUAUGGUUAUGUCAAAUUUAUGUUGGCUCCACAAACUCAAGGAAAGUGAUUGCCAAUUUGAUUCUGGUGGAUACUUUUUGAUCAAGGGAAUGGAGAAGGUAUUUAUUGCGCAAGAGCAAAAAUGCCUGACUAGGAUUUGGGUUGAGGAACGUCCAUGCUGGACAGUCUCUUUCUUGUCUGCAAUCAGAAGAAGGCGUAUAUAUAUAAAACUAAUUGAUUCUACAAAGAAUGAAGAUAGAAAAAUCAUUUCCAUCUCCUUUUUGUAUGCAAAUAUGCCAAUCUGGUUGAUGUUUUUUGCACUAGGCAUAACAUCAGAUAAAGAUGUCUUUGACGUGAUAGAUAUGCAAGAUUGUGAUGCUUGUGUUAUCAACACAAUUUCUGCAACUAUUAAAGAAUCAGAUGAAUUGUGUGAAGGCUUCCGUAAAUCAGAUAGAGCCCGGCAGUAUGUUGAUGAAUUGAUCAAGGAUUCAAAAUUUCCUCCUGGAGAGCCAUUUGAUGAUUAUGUUGCUAGAUAUCUCUUCCCUGGCAUAAGUGGGAACAGGAACAAAGCACUUUUCUUAGGUUACAUGGUCAAAUGCCUUUUAAUGGCUUUCACUGGGAAGCGCAAAUGUGACAACAAGGAUGAUUUCCGGAACAAGAGGUUGGAUCUAGCUGGUGAAUUGCUUGGAAGAGAACUUCGUGCACAUAUUAGGCAUGCAGAGAGGCUCAUGGUUAAGGCCUUGCAGAGAGAUUUAAAUAGUGACCGUGAGUUACAAGAGCUUGAUCGUUAUCUGGACGCUUCAAUUAUUACUAAUGGUUUGAACCGGGCCUUUUCCACUGGUUCUUGGUGCCAUCCCUACAAAAAAAAUGAAAGAUGUGCAGGAAUUGUUGCAACACUAAGGAGAACAAAUCCACUUCAGAUGAUCUCAGACUUGAGGAAAACCCGCCAGCGGGUUGCUUAUGCUGGGAAAGCUGGUGACGCAAGAUAUCCAAAUCCAUCCUACUGGGGAAAAUUGUGUUUUAUGUCCACACCUGAUGGUGAGAACUGUGGACUUGUGAAAAAUCUAGCUGUUACAGCUGUUGUUAGCUCCAGAGUGGCACAACCAGUGAUUAACAGGUUCAUUUCUUGUGGAAUGAAUAAGCUGCAUGAAAUUCCUACGGAGGAGGUUCCUAAAAUGGACAAAAUAUUCCUGAAUGGGGAUUGGGUUGGGUCCUGUACUGAUCCGGCUUCAUUUGUCUUGCGUUUAAGGUGCAUGAGACGCAGUGGUCUGAUUGGUCCACAGGUUGAAAUAAAAUGGGACAAGCACCAAAGGGAAGUUCGGGUAUUUUCUGAUGCAGGUCGAAUCCUCAGACCCUUACUUGUGGUUGAAAAUCUCAAUAAAAUAAGGAGACCGAAAGGUGGUUCAUAUUCAUUUCAGUCACUAAUGCAACAAGAAAUAAUUGAGUUUAUUGGCGUUGAAGAAGAGGAAGACACAAAAAGUGCAUGGGGAAUCAGGCACCUAUUUGGUAGUGAAGGAGAAAAGGCUGCCCUGGUAAAAACAAACAGAACAGAGGAUGCCUUCACCAUUAGAAGGGACAUAGAAGAGGGGGUUUCAGGUUAUACGCACUGUGAACUGGAUCUUUCUUUUCUGCUAGGAUUGAGUUGUGGUAUUAUCCCUUUUGCAAACCACAAUUUUGCUCGAAGGGUACUUUACCAAUCAGAAAAACAUUCACAACAAGCUAUUGGAUACUCUACAACAAAUCCACACAUCAGAGUUGAUACCCUUUCCCAUCAACUUUACUACCCUCAGAGACCCCUUUUCAAAACAGUGGUAGCUGACUGCAUUGGUAGAUCAGAAUAUACUUUUGGGAGAAAGGAUGACUUUGCCAGACCAGAAUAUUUCAAUGGCCAAAAUGCCAUAGUGGCAGUGAAUGUUCAUCAGGGGUUUAAUCAAGAAGAUUCUCUCGUUAUGAACAGGGCCUCUCUUGAACGUGGCAUGUUUAGGACUGAGCAUUUCAGGAACUAUAAGGCUGAAGUAGAGAACAAAAGUGCGCCAGGUGGCAACAAAAGACUCAAAAUGAAGGAUAAGAUAGACUUUGGUAAAAUGCAAAGCAAGAGAGGGCGUGUUGACAAUCUUGACGAUGAUGGAUUACCAUAUGUUGGUGCAAGUCUUCAGAGCGGUGACAUUGUCAUUGGAAAGGUCUCAGAGUCUGGUGAAGAUCAUAGUAUUAAGCUGAAGCAUACUGAAAAGGGUAUGGUGCAGAGGGUAUUGCUUUCAGCUAAUGAUGAGGGGAAGAACUUUGCAGUUGUUACUCUAAGACAGGUUCGAUCACCUUGCCUUGGAGACAAAUUUUCAAGCAUGCAUGGCCAGAAAGGUGUAAUUGGUUUUCUAGAAUCACAGGAGAAUUUCCCUUUUACGUGCCAAGGAAUAGUACCGGAUAUUGUGAUAAAUCCGCAUGCCUUUCCUACCCGUCAAACUCCAGGUCAGCUUCUUGAAGCUGCUUUGGGGAAGGGAAUUGCCCUGGGUGGUACAAUGAGAUAUGCUACACCAUUCACAACAGCAUCGUUUGAUGUGAUCACGGACCAAUUGCACAAGGCUGGAUUUUCGAGAUGGGGGGCUGAAAGUGUUCUUAAUGGACGAACUGGUGAAAGGAUGCACUCGUUGAUUUUCAUGGGUCCUAACUUUUACCAGAGGCUGAUACAUAUGGCAGAAGAUAAGGUAAAAUUCAGGAACACAGGGCCAGUGCACCCCUUAACACGCCAACCUGUUGCUGACAGGAAAAGGUUUGGGGGAGUGAAGUUCGGAGAAAUGGAGCGUGACUGCCUCCUUGCCCAUGGGGCAGCAGCCAAUCUCCAUGAGCGGCUCUUCAUGCUUAGUGACUUCUCCCAGAUGCAUAUCUGCCAGACGUGCGAACGUGUGGCAAAUGUUAUCAUGAGGCCUGUCCCUGGAGGAAAGAAGAUCCGGGGGCCAUACUGUGGGUUCUGCCGCUCUUCAGAAAACAUAGCAAGGAUCAAUGUGCCCUACGGAGCAAAGCUGCUUUAUCAGGAGCUAUUCAGCAUGGGGAUCUGCCUUAGAUUUGAGACAGAAGUCUGCUAGAACUUCAAAUCUACUAUCGACUCACCAUGUAUAUAUCCUUGUUAUCCUAUGGAGAUUCUGUCAUGGACAUUUAGUGAUGUAGCCAGAUGACUUCUCUUCCAGUUGGACGAUGGCAUAGCGAGGAUGGGUGAAUCAGAACUCUGAUAUCUGCUGAAACCUUUUAGUAUGUGUUUUGUUUAUGGACUAGUUAGGAUAGGCAAGAGCCAUCCUAGGAUCGUGGGAUGUGUUGUUGAACCCUGGUCUUUGUUUGGUAGAAACGGCGUGUGAGAGAUGGGACAGCGUUGCAUCCACCGUCAGUACCACCCCUGCCACCGCAACCAUAUCUUGCCAUCACUAUUCACUGGUGACCUUGCCACCGCCACCACCCAUUUCCUCCUACAUCCUGCCUUCUCUGUUCUGUUAUCUGGGUUGUGGCAUGUGAAGAAGUGAUGUUCAGCAAGAAUCAGAAGUGUUUCUUUCGCGGUUUCGACCUGACCCAAUCGUGUUUGCUGGAUGGACUUGCGUGACCCAAUCAUGGCAACUGGCUGGUUGGCUGCUCAGGGCUCAGGCUCGACUCUGGAACGCGUAAUAUCGGCUGAGGUUAAACAGAAAUCUCUUCUGCGAUUUUGCAUUGCAUUGUAUAACUGAUGGGGUUGCUUGCCUCUCGGAUGUGCGCAUUCUGCCCUCUACUUCAGCUCACUGGCACACUGCUUUACUCUCAAGCUCAAGGGAAAAAAAAAUUGGAAUAAUGACCUUUCGAUCUCUAAAGGGCCACAUGAUGACAUGAAUGAUUGAAGUCACACAUUUGCAUUUCUUGAGGGGAUCACAUCCGAAAACACACAAAUAAACAGGAGUAACUAACGAGAUCAAGAAACACAAAUAAGCUCUUUAAUCAUAAACGAUUUAUUUCCUUUGAUACAAUCCAGCUACGGCAUACAUGAGGAUAGCGAGAGACAAAUCCGUCUCCCCAUGGACAAGCACGAAAAUCAUCAAAAUCAAAUCCGCUCUACCUGAAGAUGAAAACGAGAGAACCAAGAAGUGAAUGGGGGAACUCCAUCUGACGCAACCUCUCCUCCUACAGGCUACACAGCUUGAGGAAGAAUAGUUCUUGAUGCAUCUUGGCUUUAGGAAUGUUCCUUCACCAAAGCUACUUAUACUGCAAAUAUCUCUCCUUUCCUCCUCUCCUCAUAAAGCUGGAACCUAGCCUGCUAUUUGGACAUGCUUUGAAAGUGGUCAGCUGGGGUCUGAAAGAUGUCCUUGCAAUGACGAGGAUUGCAUACAUUGAACCUGGACGCCUUCACCUUUUUUCCCCUCCUUUUUGAGCAUAUGGUUUUGGGACUUGGGAAUAUGACUCAUCAGAUUAUCUGGUGGCAGAGAAAAUCCUAUUGUUUAUGUGUGUCCCAACCUUUUCUUUUCUCUUUAUGCCGCCUGCCCAUACAGUCAUAUAUGCAUAAUGACACACAAGUAUAGCCCAUUAGAUUUGGACAAAUUUAAUAAUUAAAGAUGCCAUAUUAGGUAGUGUGUUUUCGCAUUGUUUAUCUGUAUGAUUGGUUCCUUCUAUCACUGGUGAGCCUGUGGCACCCACCAGGUCACCGACAUGCAAAAGACAACUGAAUAUAUGUAGUUUAUGUUUGCUCAUACAUGAUGAUCUGAU